Daphnia pulex (common water flea) is the source of this 1095-nucleotide messenger RNA. RefSeq lists its product as uncharacterized. The record is from RefSeq and is a predicted model, not a curated record. Lineage: Eukaryota; Metazoa; Arthropoda; Branchiopoda; Diplostraca; Daphniidae. The transcript has a single exon. The coding region runs from base 1 to 1095 and encodes 364 amino acids.
AUGACAGGAGCAAGGUUACAGUUUCAACAAAUUCAUAAAUUAGAACGCGAAAAGAAAUUGCAUCGCGGGUGGGACAACCAUUUGCCUGAAGAAGUUCUGGCAAAGUGGGAAGAAUGGACGAAAGGACUGAACAGACUAUCUCUUAUGUAUGUCAGCCGUUGCUUCCGCCCGACCGAAUUUCCUCUCGACAAAUCAGUGUUUACGCUUAUCAUCUUUGCGGACGCCUCAUCAGUAGCCUAUGGUGCCGUCACUCACUUUCGCGUGCAGUGCGGAGACAGGGUGCACGUCAGUUUUGUUAUGGCAAAAGGCCGCCUCGCGCCUCUCUUCCCUAUGACGAUUCCGCGACUCGAACUAAAAGCCGCCGUCCUGGCGGUUCAUAUUUCAACCAUUAUAAAGAAGGAGCUUCGAAUCAUCAUUUCCGCGACGGAAUUUUAUUCUGACUCAGAAAUAGUGCUACAUCAGUUGCGCACCAGCCGCCCUCGUCAGACAGCGUUCGUCGCGGCAAGAAGAAGCGAAAUUCUUGCCCACUCGUCGGCGGAGCAAUGGUACUAUGUCUGCAGUGAAGACAAUCCCGCGGACGCGUGCACACGGGGCGUUGUUCCAAAAGAUUUUGGGCCAGAUUGCAAAUGGAUCACCGGACCUACAUUUUUGUUAGAUCCAGCGUUCGUACCAGUAGCAUUCCAUCCGCCUUCCGUUUUUGCUGAUGAUGAGACGGCGCAAGUCGUUAAUGUCGGCCAACUAAGCGUGGCGCAACCAUCACGCCACCCGUCAUUUCUCGUCGUAUCUAAAAUCAUCACUCAAAGCACCCAGCUCAACACCUUGAAGCGUGAUGUCGCCCAAGCGUUACGGACUGAACCGGUUUCCGACAAAGAACCAACCGCCGAUGAGCUUGCGAAUGCCUUUCGUCUCUGCCUAGCUAUCUCGCAAGAAGAGGCAUUCCCGCGGGAGAGCGAUGCCCUGGCAAAAGGCGCCUUAAUCCCCCGGAAUUCUAUCUUGAAGCGGGUGGGGCCAUACAUCGACCCCGCCGACGGUUUAUUGAAGGUGGAUGGGCGGCUUCAACAUAAAGAGCUCGUACUCGUUACCCCAUCAUCAUAG